Arthroderma uncinatum is the source of this 1119-nucleotide messenger RNA. RefSeq names its product putative leucine aminopeptidase. Gene Ontology annotation, molecular function: metalloexopeptidase activity. Bases 1 to 1119 code for a protein of 372 amino acids. The transcript has 3 exons. The record is from RefSeq and is a predicted model, not a curated record. Gene Ontology annotation, biological process: proteolysis. Lineage: Eukaryota; Fungi; Ascomycota; Eurotiomycetes; Onygenales; Arthrodermataceae.
AUGAAGGUCUCUGCCCUAGCUGUACUUGCUGCCUUUGCGGCCACUGCUCUUGCUAGCCCAGUUCGCCCAGAUGGCGUUGGAAGUGACAAGUACCUGAUUGAACUCGGGCCAGGGAAGACCCAAUGGGUUACCAAGGACCAGAAGCACCAGAUGAAAGCUGCUGGACAAACGUUCAUUGAUAUCACCGAUGAGUUCGGUACUGAUUUUAUGCCCACCCAAGUUGUUGCUGCAAACUACCCAACGAAGGCCCUCCAUGCCUCCAUUGUCGACCCCCUCAUUGCCAACCUUUCAAAGGAGAACCUCAUGCGGGAUCUGACUGCGCUGGUGAAGUUCCACAAUCGUUACUACGAGUCAAAAACCGGCGUUGAGUCUGCGACCUGGCUGAUGCAACAAGUCCAGAAGGCCAUCGAUGCCUCUGGAGUUAAGGGUGCUAAGGUUGAGAAAUUCAUGAACAAGUUCCAGCAAUUCAGCAUCAUUGCCACUAUCCCAGGAUCCUCCAAAUCGACUAUCGUCGUUGGGGCCCACCAGGACAGUAUCAACCAGAAAAACCCCAUGGCUGGCCGUGCCCCCGGCGCCGAUGAUAACGGAAGUGGAUCUGUUGUCAUCCUUGAGGCCCUUCGCAGCGUCUUGGGAUCCAAGGCUCUCCAGGCUGCCAACGCCACUAACACCAUGGAAUUCCACUGGUACGCUGGUGAAGAAGGCGGUCUGUUGGGCUCCAGCGCUAUCUUCUCAAAAUACAAGAGCAGCGGCCGAAAGAUCAAGGGCAUGCUUAACCAGGACCUUACUGGUUUUACCAAGAAGGGCAACCCUGAACAAUUUGGCCUUAUCGCCGACAAUACUAAUAAGGAGCUGAAUGAAUUCACCAAGAUGAUUGUUAAGAAGUAUGCUACUAUCCCAAUCAUUGAGGCCAAGUGUGGCUAUGCCUGCUCUGACCAUGCCUCUGCUACCCGAAAUGGGUUCCCAUCCUCUUUCGUCGCGGAGACCAACUACCGCAACACCAACCCAUACCUCCACACUGCCGACGAUGUCAUUGAGAACUUGGACUUUAACCAUAUGGUGGAACAUGCUAAGGUCGUCGUUGGAUUCAUGGCCGAGCUUGCUAUGACCCCCAACUUGUAA